CAGUUUAUUUUAAAUCCGCGCCUCGGCGGAGAAAUCUCCCUGCUCCUGACCUUGCGCAUGUUUGUUUGCUGACAUUUGAUAUUAAAGGCCUGGGCAUACCAUUGCAACCGCGGGCAAAUGGAAGCUGUUUGAAGACGAGGUAAAUAUCCUCCCACUGAAGUUCCAUUUCACUUAUCGGAGCACUCUUUUGUUGAACGCCUCCAUCGCUGGCAGAAACUCCUGCACGUUUCCAUCAUCCCCUCUAUUUUGAACACACACGUACGCAGGAGCCAGACAGAGGCGCCGGUGAACUCCUGCCAUUUCCUUACAUCCGACCCCGGCAGCUGGGAGGAAAGAAAACUGCAACUGGGAAUAUUUCUUUUUGGAUUGUUUGCUUAAAAUGUUCCCUUUGCUGCAAUAAAUGUAUCCAAUUAAAGGCCCAUCACGAUGCUGACGGCAUCCACCCGCCUGCUGACAGUUGGACUAUGGCGACCAGCACUCCUGGUCAAGCCUCCUGGCGUCUGCCAUCCCAUCACAAGGCCGAUCUCUGGCUAUGGUCGUUUGCCCCAGCUACCUGUACCUCCGCUGAGACAUACCCUGGAGCGCUACCUCCUGGCGUUGCAGCCUCUGGUGAGCCCCGAGGAGCUGGAGCAGACGAGAGAGAUGGUGAGAGAGUUCAGUAAGCCUUAUGGCAUUGGGUUGAAACUACAAGACAGGCUGGAGAAACGCUCCAGGAGAACUGAGAACUGGCUGACUGACUGGUGGCUCCAGAGUGCUUACCUGACAUGUCGACUGCCCCUGGCCGUUCACUCGAACCCUGCCGUGGUUCUCCCCAAACAGGACUACAGUGACUGGAAAGGGCAGCUCAGGUUUGCAGCCAUGCUAAUCGCUGGAGUGUUGGACUUCAAGUCUAAGCUUGACAGCCAGUUACUUCCAACAGAGUAUAGUCGAGGCAAACCCCUCUGCAUGGAUCUCUACAGCAAAAUCCUGUCUUCCUGCCGCAUCCCCGGGCCCAAGCGUGACUCUUUGAUAAACUACGGCUAUAGCCGGUCCCCACCAACACACAUCACCGUUGUCCGGAACUUCCAGUUCUUCCACCUGGAUGUGUACAACAGCGACGGCUCCCCACUCACCGUGGACCAGAUCCACAUGCAGCUCCAGCGCAUCCGGAAUUUCUCCUGGAAGACGGACAAGGAGCCACUGGGAGUUCUGACCAGUGAUCACCGGAACACCUGGGGCCAGGCCUACAAUACGCUGAUGAAAGACAAGCUGAACAGGGAGUCGGUCCGGGCCAUUCAGCAGAGCAUCUUCACCGUGUGCCUGGACUCGCCGGUCCUGAAGAUCUCGGAGGAGAAGUACACGAGUCGGAUGGCGGCACAGAUGCUACACGGAGGAGGAAGCUACUCCAACAGUGGCAACCGUUGGUUCGACAAAACUCUGCAGUUCAUUGUGGGCGAGGAUGGAUCCUGUGGUGUAAUCUACGAACAAUCAUCUGCAGAGGGCCCACCCAUUGCUACGAUACUGGACCACGUUCUGGAUUAUUGUAAAAAUCCAGAUACAGUUCGAGCUCCAAUGAUUCCUCUGCCAUUGCCAAAGAAACUUUACUUCUAUAUCACUCCGGAGAUAAAGCGAGACAUUGAGCAUGCCAAACAGAACCUGGACAUUUUAGUCAACGACUUGGACAUCAGCUGCUUCACCUACAGAAACUUAGGCAAAGACUUUCCCAAGAAACACGGCAUAAGUCCUGACUCGUUUGUUCAGAUGGCACUGCAGUUGGCAUACUAUAGAAUGUACAACGAGCUGUGUUCCGUGUGUGAGACUGUUUCUCUGAGAAACUUCCAUCUGGGGCGCACUGAUGUAGUUCGAUCCUCAUCUACGGAUUCCUUGAAGUUUGUGGAAAGAAUGGAUGAUCCUGGAAAAGAGGCACACCAGAAGUUAGCAGCCCUGAGGAAGGCCAUUGACUGCCAUAGUGCGUAUACUGACAUGACGUUGAAAGGGAUGGCGAUUGAUCGACACCUGUUGGGGCUGAAGCUGCAGGCUAUUGAAGAAGGGCUGAGUGUGCCAGAGAUCUUCAUGGACACGUCAUUUGCUGUGGCAACGCACUGGAGACUCUCUACAGGGCAGGUCUCUGCUAGAGCGGACUGUGUGAUGUGUUUCGGCCCCAUGGAACCAGACGGGUACGGGGUUUGGUACAAUCCUUUGGAAGAUCACAUCAAUUUCUCUGUCUCCGCAUUCAAUUGCUGUGAAGAGACUAACGCAGAGUCAUUUUCAAGAUCACUGGAGACGGCCCUCUCAGAUUUGCAGAAUUUGGUCUUGGCAGCAUCUGGUCAGAAUCCAUAGAGAGAGUUGGCCAGGAACAGCCAGUCUCCUGUAUAAAGUCAGAAAUGCAACCAUUUACUGCGAGGUCACCACAGUCUGAACUAACAAGGUUUAUUAAGGCUAAUUGUCGCUGGAUCAGAUGUCCCAGCAGCUGAGCUAAUAGUUGGUAUUCAUAAGUGCGCGAUGCAGGAAGCUGUUUACAAGUUUGCUUGCUGUCUCCGUGUUCAAAGGUCAAAGUAGAUUGGUCCCUUAAUUUGUUUGAUAAAUCCUCAGCUGCAUUUUUCUGUUACAAAUUAAGUGUGUUAGGAUGGAAAAGGUAUGCGUCGUUUAUUAUGCAUUGCAUUUGACUUCCUUCCGGGAGGUUUAUGGGCACCUUCUCUGACAACUCAAGAUGUGGAAGUACUGCUUUCACUACAUAGAACACUGUACUUGUGGAAUAAACCUGUUACAACUAUA
Molecule: messenger RNA, 2754 nt
Organism: Hypanus sabinus (Atlantic stingray)
Lineage: Eukaryota; Metazoa; Chordata; Chondrichthyes; Myliobatiformes; Dasyatidae
Product: carnitine O-acetyltransferase-like
Exons: 15
Coding region: 427-2319 (630 amino acids)
Biological process (GO): carnitine metabolic process, CoA-linked
Cellular component (GO): peroxisome
Molecular function (GO): carnitine O-acetyltransferase activity
Source: RefSeq, a predicted model, not a curated record